UGCUUUCUACCUACAAUCAAUCAAGUUAACAAACAAUGACAAAUUUGAAGCCUCUAACUCUUUUCUUAUUCCUCCAAGCUAUUUUUCUCAUAAUCUCAAUACCAACAACUUACUCUAGAAGCACUUUCCCAUCAAAAGAUGAAAAACUCUCACUUAUAGAAAACACUUGCAGAAAAACACCAAACUACAACAUUUGUAUUCAAUCUCUCAAACAGAAUUCUGGUAGUUCUGCAGCUGAUAUCACAGGGCUAGCACAAAUAAUGGUGAGAGUGAUGAAAGCAAAAGCAAAUGAAGGAUUGGAUAAGAUCCAUCAGUUACAAAGGGUGAGAAAUGGUGGAGCUAGGAAAGUUUUGAGUUCUUGUGGUGACAAAUACAGAGCAAUUUUAGUAGCUGAUAUACCUCAAGCUGUUGAAGCUUUGGAGAAAGGAGAUCCAAAAUUUGCAGAAGAUGGUGCGAAUGAUGCUGCAAAUGAAGCAAGUUAUUGUGAGAGUGAGUUUAAUGGAAAAUCACCACUUACUAUACAGAAUAAUGCUAUGCGUGAUGUUUCAGCUGUUACUGCAGCUAUGGUUAGACAAUUACUUUAAGUUACUUUAAAUUAUUGUCUAUAAGUUAAUUACUAUAUGUUAUGUGUAUGGAACUUGAUUAGUAGUGUUAAUUAUGUAAGUGUCUUCUAAUCUAAUAAAGUUAGUGCAUCUUCAAUGAAGAGAUUCAGUUAUAAUCAAAUAUGUAACUUUAGUAGGGCUCAUUUAAAGAAGUAUAUUGUCUCUCUUUGUUCAA
Vicia villosa (hairy vetch) is the source of this 777-nucleotide messenger RNA. Its product is annotated as cell wall / vacuolar inhibitor of fructosidase 1-like. The record is from RefSeq and is a predicted model, not a curated record. Lineage: Eukaryota; Viridiplantae; Streptophyta; Magnoliopsida; Fabales; Fabaceae. The transcript has a single exon. Gene Ontology annotation, molecular function: enzyme inhibitor activity. Gene Ontology annotation, biological process: negative regulation of catalytic activity. The coding region runs from base 36 to 584 and encodes 182 amino acids.